Molecule: messenger RNA, 2664 nt
Organism: Brassica napus (rape)
Lineage: Eukaryota; Viridiplantae; Streptophyta; Magnoliopsida; Brassicales; Brassicaceae
Exons: 9
Coding region: 1-2664 (887 amino acids)
Biological process (GO): proteolysis
Molecular function (GO): cysteine-type peptidase activity
Source: RefSeq, a predicted model, not a curated record
AUGGAGGAUUUUUUGCUUCCUCCUAGAAUGUUCGCCGCCGGCGAAGAACCACUUGGAGAGCGCGUCAACUCGUAUCACAAGUUAAAGAGGACCGAGUUGCUAAUCGAGGCUCUAGAACCGGAUGAGUUAGAAUUUCUGAGAAAUUCUACUUUUGGAAAGAUUCUCGCGAUCGAGGAGAACCCUCCGUUUUCAGGUGCUUUUGGCCAAUAUGUCGUUGUUAGGCUUCAGAAAGUGAACAAAAAAUACGAGGUUUGGUUCAUCUUCGCGGGAAGCCCAGUCAGAAUGUCACUCCGGGAGUUUGCUAUCGUCACCGGAUUAAACUGUCGGAAGAUUCCAGAACCAACUAAGAAGAGGAAAACCCCUCUGAAAGAGAAGCUGUACUGGAACGAACUCCUUGGCUCGUUGAAGUUCUGCACUGUUGACACAGCCAUCGACAUGCUGAAGAAAAAGGUUGUGAAGAGCAAAGAGGCGCGGAUUAAGUUUGCUUGCCUUGCAAUCACGUCGUCGAUUCUAUUCCCGUCCUCACACACACCUCGCAUCAUCCCGGAGCAUGUCGAACUGAUUCGAGAUCUAGACGACUUCCUCGCAUUCCCUUGGGGCAGAGCCUCAUACCACACGCUUGCUACAUCUCUUAUUUCAAAAGAUGAAAUAGCAUUAUCGCAGGCGUCUGUUGCGAUUCGCGGUUACGUUGAUGCUAUUCAACUAGUUCUUCUUGUCGCCAUCCCUCAGUUGAAGGAAGAAAUCACACAGUCUGAGCGCACUGUUAUUGUGGAUUCCGAAAGCGAGAGCGAGAACCCGAAUGAAGAUUUAGCGUUAGAGGGUGACAACGCGGUGCCGCUAGCAGAACCUUCAGAGGCGACCAAGUAUUGUCUUAUCCCCGGGCAUGCUAAGAGUAUAGACAUUGAGUGUCAGGUCACUGGCAAGUCUAUUAUAGAUGAGCCGUACGAAGAAUGGUCUGCUGGGCUAGAUUUCUCGUGGGUCGAUGAGUCCGAGGAUUUUGCUGUAGAGAACCUGGUUCGACUGAUUGGUGAGGGUUUUUCAUUUUGUAAGGAAAUGUUCAAAGGUGGUCUAAACGCAAGUGAUCUUUUGCGUUUGAGGGGAGUGAAAAAACUCAAGGAGAAAGAACCGAAGGAAAAAAACGACAAGGAUCACGCCGCGGAGGUGACAGAUGGCGAGGGUCCCGACUCUCAAACCCACAUUUUAAUAGCUAAUUUGGUUGCGUCGCAGCUACUUGACAAGUCCAGAUCUCCCGCCUCUGAGCUACGUGAUGAAAUCAGCUCACUGGAGAAGCGUAUUUAUCAAGCACUGGACGCCAAGAUAGAGAAAAUUGCUUCAUCAACUAUUCAAUCACAGCAGUUAGCUAGCCUUCAGGCCACCAUCGUCGGAUUCCUCCAGGACAUUGAUAAGAAGAUUGGCGCUGCCCUGGUUGGUCAAAUGAAGAUCAUGCAAGCUUCGAUACUCAACGCAAGACUCCAUUCCCCCCCUGUCAACGGCAACCCUCCAGUCGUGCCUGACACUAGUACCCCAUCUGAAGCUGCUGAUUUUCGCAUCAGCGAGGUGCUGCGUGAUCUGAACAUAGUACCUGACCAUUCUCUCCCUGCAAACACAGUUGAUAAUCUCGAUGCUGAGCUAGACACCGCCAACGGAUCAUCGUUGCAUACCUCAAUUGUGGCUGACUCACAGCUCCAGGCUGAGCAGAGAGAUGUGCAAGUGGAGGAUCUAGUAACAGCCAACGACAUCACUGAACAUACCGUAAACAACUUAGAUGAUAACAAAACUCUGGACCUGAUGCAUAUACCUUUUUAUCUAGACGAUAUGCCGUCUUUCUCACUCGGGCUCUCGCAGGAAGAUGCCCCCGUUGUGGAGGAGAUGCCCAACUCGAUUAACUACGUUUCACCACCCAUGGCACAUGAAAAAGAGGCACCGGAGCCGCGCAAGAGCAAAAGGUCUAGGAUAAUCCCUGCUGGACUUCAAGACUACAAGUGUGAUCCAAAGGUCAAUGCAGAGCAUUGCAUUAUCCCUGAUGUUGACCACCGUUUUACGCUAAUGGAGCAGAAGGUUAUGAAGGAAUCGGAUAUCAAUCUUCCUAACGGAUACUCCCUGUCAUCGACUGAGUUCUUAGAUAUUGCCUAUCGUAACACCAUAUUACCUACGGGGGUCGUUGACGCCCUUAUCGGAUUCGUGUCUCGUGGCCCCAUGGUUGGUCCAAAUGUUGCCAUUUACGACACGACCCUUCCAGUUGCUCUGAUGAACCACAACAAUCGGUUUGUGAAGUCCGCAGACAAAGACCGUUCCAAGCUUAAGUUCGCUCAUGUCCCACUGGAGAAACACUUGGAGAGGUCGCAUGAGAGGAUAUAUUUCCCAUUUAACAUGGACAAACAACACUGGGUUGGAGUUUGUAUCGAUACCAAAGCGUCCACUCUCCAUGUCCUGGAUUGCAACACCUCGUUUCGAAGUGACAGCUCGCUGAGGAAAGAGUUAAACCCUAUUGCUACCUUCCUCCCAUACGUUCUUAAACAGUUUGGCUUUUUAGGAACCAACGCCGGUGUCAAGGCCUUUACCGUGUCCAGAUGCAAGGGAAUACCGCAGGCAAUCACUCCGCGUCUGCUUCCAGACGCAGCCAAGCAAUUGGCGGUCAAAUUCUUCGAUGACAUCUCUAUCUAA